AUGCGUCUUUCUAAUACAGCUAAUUUUAAAUCUUCCGGAGUUUCGAAUUGUAAAAAUUUCAAUUCGAAAAAUUGCUCAAAAUAUGCCUUAAGGGAUGUUGAAAGAAAAAAUGAAAAGAAAAGUUCCUUAUGUACCUUCCGUUCCAAGAACCUUAUAUUAGUUAUUGGAAUAAUAUAUGUAGCUAUAUUGAAUGUUUACUUAUGUGGAAACAAAUACCAACAAGCUGUAGAUAACAGUGCUAGAGAAAGCAGAGUUUUAGCUGCAUGUGCUCAUGCUAAAACCAAGAACCAAAAGACUUCAUUAAGAAAUACUAACCAAGCAAGCACAACUAGUGCCGAUCCAGAAGGACAAGUAUUAAAAGCAUAUGCUGCUGAUCCAGAAUAUGUUAAAAACUUACAAUUCUAUGCUCAAUUAUUAAGUAACACCGAUCCAAAUGAUGAAGUUGAAGGUAGUGUUGAUCCAGAAGCACAAGUAUUAAAAGCAUAUGCUGCUGAUCCAGAAUAUGUUAAAAACUUACAAUUCUAUGCUCAAUUAUUAAGUAACACCGAUCCAAAUGAUGACGUUGAAGGUAGCGUUGAUCCAGAAGGACAAGUAUUAAAAGCUUAUGCAGCUGAUCCCCAAUAUCGUAAACACUUACGAUUCUUUUAUAACGUAUUAACUCACAACCCUGAAAAUAAUGCACACGGUAACGCUGAUCCAGAAGCACAAUUAUUAAAAGCAUAUGCUGCUGAUCCAGAAUAUCGUAAACACUUAAGUUGGCUUCAUCAUGUAUUAAGUAACACUGACCCAAAUGAUGAAGUUGAAGGUAGUGUUGAUCCAGAAGGACAAAUAUUAAAAGCUUAUGCUGCUGAUCCCCAAUAUCGUAAAAACUUAAGAUUCUUUUAUAAUGUAUUAACUCACAACCCUGAAAAUAAUGCACACGGUAACGCUGAUCCAGAAGCACAAUUAUUAAAAGCAUAUGCUGCUGAUCCAGAAUAUCGUAAACACUUACAAUUCUAUCACCACGUAUUAUCUCACAACGAAUAA
This is a messenger RNA of Plasmodium adleri (nom. inval.), 1026 nucleotides long. Its product is annotated as glycophorin binding protein, putative. Lineage: Eukaryota; Apicomplexa; Aconoidasida; Haemosporida; Plasmodiidae. The record is from RefSeq and is a predicted model, not a curated record. The transcript is spliced from 2 exons. The coding region runs from base 1 to 1026 and encodes 341 amino acids.